Saccharomyces cerevisiae S288C is the source of this 768-nucleotide messenger RNA. It is a transcript of the gene SOL4, whose product is annotated as 6-phosphogluconolactonase SOL4. The transcript has a single exon. The record is from RefSeq and is marked reviewed. Bases 1 to 768 code for a protein of 255 amino acids. Gene Ontology annotation, molecular function: 6-phosphogluconolactonase activity. Gene Ontology annotation, biological process: carbohydrate metabolic process; pentose-phosphate shunt. NCBI's taxonomy places the organism in Eukaryota, Fungi, Ascomycota, Saccharomycetes, Saccharomycetales, Saccharomycetaceae. Gene Ontology annotation, cellular component: cytoplasm.
AUGGUGAAAUUACAAAGGUUUAGCGAAAAGAAAAGCCUCAUACACGAAUUCGGCAAGUUUAUCCUUGAAAAGCAAGAAUCGGCGUUAACGGGCGACGCUGAUGCAGUGUUCAAUAUCGCCAUCAGUGGAGGAUCGAUGAACCAAGCGCUGUACGAAAGUUUGGUAAAUGACAAAAACAUUUUUCCACAUAUUAAGUGGCCACAAUGGAGAAUCUUCUUCUGUGACGAAAGAUUGGUUCCAUUUGAGGAUCCGCAAAGUAACUAUGGUCAGUUCAAAAAAACAGUUUUGGACCCGCUAGUGCAUCAGGGCAACCAAUUGAACUUAGGCCCCACUGUAUACACUAUCAACGAAUCAUUAAUCGGUGGCGGUGAAACGGCCAAUAGAAAGAUUGCCGAAGAAUACGCUUCCAUGCUGCCUGCAUCAUUCGACCUAAUCUUACUCGGAUGCGGAGAAGAUGGACAUACAUGCUCGUUGUUUCCCGGGGUUGAAUUUAAUUACCUUGUAGAAGAGAUGGACCGCAAGGUUUUAUGGUGUAAUAAUUCGCCCAAGGCACCCAAGGACAGGAUCACCUUUACAUUAGCAGUAGUAGCCGAGGCUAAAAGUGUGUGCUUUCUCGUUAGGGGAGCUGCUAAAAAGGCUAUCAUGCAUGACGUGUUAAUCGUAAAAAAUAGCGAACUACCUAGUGUGCUGGUUAAUGAAAUGGUCGGAACCAAAGUAACUUGGUUUCUCGACGACGAAGCUGGCGCCUUGAUUCCUGAAAACUGCUAA